UGACUAACCGACCAACUUUUGUUUUGUGAAAAAGGCAGCACAUCAGCCCGGGGGGAGAGAGCAGAAAGUUAAAACUGGGGAGACAACCGUGGCAAUGGCAUAUAGAAGAGGCUUCUAUGUGGUCCUCUUCUUUUUAUGCAACCUGGCUGUGGCACUAACAGAGAGCACUGGGCCUUGCUACAGAAUCGAGCCGGGGACAGUAGCAGGCAUCAUCUGUGCAGACGUGGUGCUGACACUUAUCAUUGUCAUUGUCACCUACCGGUGUGCCAGCUUACGCCGUCAGAGAAUAGACAAUGCUAACAAAGUGUAUAUGAAUGUCCGGGCCAACUGCAAGAGCUGAUCCAAAGAUUGUGCAGAACAAUGGGAAAUGAUAUUCAAUUUUAAAAUUCUGUUGUUGUUUUUAUAAAAAUAUCUUUCAAAACGUUAUAGAAAUUAUGUGAACAAUUUAAUUAUUUUUGCAAUAAGCAGAAUAACACUGUCUUUAACAGGCUAAAUGACUUCUCAGUUUUUUAGAUUUACAAUAAAUACAGUAUAAGACAAAAAAACUAACUGUUUUGAGUAUUAAAAAACUUUUACUAUAUUUGGUCACAGUGUGUGCUUUUGUACUUGAGCUCUCAGCGUGGACAUAUUUUGAGCAUCCUUAAUAUUUAGAGGUGUUUCAGACUUUUCAUGGGUCAAAGUGAAACCAUGCUAAUCACAAACAAAAACCUUGUGAAUAGAAUAUUUAUGAGUCCUUUUAAGUUAAAAAGUAACUAAGUAAAACCUAAGUAAAAACACCCCACAGCACCCUCUGCAGGUGGACUUUAUGCCUGCAAAAUGUCUGAGCACUUCGUUUUACAGGCCCUGGAGUUUUAAACCAUUUCAAUCUCAAAAGAUGUAUCUGUAUAGGUGAUUAUCAAAAAAUCUAAGUGAGUUGAUGAAGAGAAUUGUUAAUAAAGAAAAAUAUGUCAUGUGUUGCUAAUUAUUACAAUAAAUUAAAAAGACAAAACA
Molecule: messenger RNA, 990 nt
Organism: Labrus bergylta (ballan wrasse)
Lineage: Eukaryota; Metazoa; Chordata; Actinopteri; Labriformes; Labridae
Source: RefSeq, a predicted model, not a curated record